GACGUAUUGUAUUGACGUGCGCGCCGUAGAGAAAUCGAGAGGGGUAGUUGGUAGUUGAAAUGAUGAAGGUGGUGAAUUAAAUUAAAUUUGGUUCUUUCUAAAUGAAUAUUAUUGAUCUAAAUGUUUAGAUAAUAGGUCAUGAUAUCAUAAGUUUCAAAAUGAUAGGAGGAUUAUUCGUGUACAAUCACAAGGGCGAAGUUCUCAUCUCGAGAGUCUAUCGGGAUGACAUCGGAAGAAAUGCAGUCGAUGCCUUUCGGGUAAACGUUAUUCAUGCUCGACAGCAAGUUCGAUCGCCUGUUACUAACAUAGCAAGGACAUCAUUUUUCCAUAUCAAAAGAGCAAACAUCUGGAUUGCUGCCGUAACCAAACAGAAUGUCAACGCUGCGAUGGUAUUCGAAUUCCUAUUAAAAAUCAUCGAAGUGAUGCAAUCCUACUUCGGAAAAAUAUCCGAAGAGAACAUCAAAAACAACUUUGUGUUGAUCUACGAGUUGCUCGAUGAAAUCCUGGAUUUCGGGUACCCUCAAAACACUGACACAGGUGUUUUGAAGACGUUCAUCACGCAGCAGGGUAUAAAAUCCGCGACUAAGGAAGAACAAGCACAAAUCACGUCUCAAGUCACAGGGCAAAUUGGUUGGAGAAGAGAAGGUAUCAAGUACCGUCGAAAUGAGCUCUUUUUGGAUGUACUGGAGUACGUUAAUUUGCUGAUGUCACCUCAAGGUCAAGUAUUGUCCGCUCAUGUAGCCGGUAAAGUAGUUAUGAAAUCGUACCUUUCCGGAAUGCCCGAGUGUAAAUUCGGCAUCAACGACAAGAUCGUUAUGGAAGCCAAAGGAAAAGGAACUUUAGGUGCAGCCACUGAUUCGGAUCCAGCCAGAUCUGGCAAACCCGUUGUGGUUAUCGACGAUUGCCAGUUUCAUCAGUGCGUUAAAUUGAGCAAAUUCGAAACGGAACAUUCCAUUAGCUUUAUACCUCCCGAUGGUGAAUUUGAACUCAUGAGAUAUCGUACAACAAAAGACAUAUCUCUGCCCUUCCGGGUUAUCCCGUUGGUUCGAGAAGUGGGCCGCACCAAAAUGGAGGUGAAAGUGGUAUUGAAGAGCAACUUCAAACCGUCUUUGUUGGGCCAAAAGAUCGAAGUGAAAAUCCCGACGCCUCUAAACACAUCGGGCGUUCAACUAAUCUGUUUGAAGGGCAAAGCUAAAUACAAAGCGUCCGAAAACGCCAUCGUAUGGAAGAUAAAACGUAUGGCUGGCAUGAAGGAGACCCAGCUCUCCGCCGAGAUCGAACUGUUGGAGACAGAUACCAAAAAGAAGUGGACGCGCCCGCCGAUUUCCAUGAACUUUGAAGUACCGUUCGCGCCGUCGGGCUUCAAAGUGCGAUAUCUGAAAGUAUUCGAAUCGAAAUUGAACUAUUCGGACCACGAUGUCAUCAAAUGGGUUAGGUACAUCGGUAGAAGCGGAUUGUACGAGACCAGAUGUUGAAUCUCUUUCGGCUAUGUAUUUGUGGAUAUUUGGAAUUUUCAUCGCCAUUGUUUGGUGCUGAGUUUGUUAAGUAAAGUAGGAAUUGAAGUUUGUUGGGGAGGUAAAUUUGGGUGAAUUUAGUUGGUUCAAAAUUGUAAAGAGUUAAAGGAUUAUUCCAUGACAAAUUCAUUUUAAAUAGAUUAGAAACAUUGCAAAAUUUCAAGCAAAUUAAACUACGAGUUUUAGAGAUAAUUCUUGUGCAGUUUAUUGAUUUUAUGUUUUAAGAUUUUUACAAAUCAAUUUCAACUAAAAAUAUCCACAAAUAUAACUGUUCUCAAUGUUUAUAGUGGUUAUCGAUUGAUCGAGAUUACGUUUUAUGAAAUAGUUACAUUGAGAAUUCCACAGAACAAAAACUAGCUUGGAAAAGGAGAAUAUUUUAAUUUAAGCAAAAUAUGGAAUGCCAUUAAUUUUGUUUGAUUUUUAUUUGUAUAUUUUGUUUUAAAGAAUUUAGGAUAAGAAAUAUGAUAUUAAUUCGUUACUGUAUGUAUAAACGUUAAAAACUGCCACGGAUCACAUAAGAUUCUUUGGCGGUUUUUAAAUAUUUCUAAACAAACUUAUUGGCAUGAUUUAAAUUGUUAAACAUUAUCGUACAAUUGAAACAAUAUUGCUUUAAUGAAUAUUAAAUAUUGAUUUUUUUUAGUAAUAAAUAAAUUCUAUGUAGAAAAAGCAUUAUAUUAUUGAAUUUCUUUGUCAAAUAGAUGUGUAAUAAAUAUUAGAUGAA
This is a messenger RNA of Phyllotreta striolata, 2235 nucleotides long. Lineage: Eukaryota; Metazoa; Arthropoda; Insecta; Coleoptera; Chrysomelidae. The record is from the annotation of a GenBank genome assembly.